Molecule: messenger RNA, 3452 nt
Organism: Clupea harengus (Atlantic herring)
Lineage: Eukaryota; Metazoa; Chordata; Actinopteri; Clupeiformes; Clupeidae
Gene: ark2n
Product: arkadia (rnf111) N-terminal like PKA signaling regulator 2n
Source: RefSeq, a predicted model, not a curated record
CGUAAAUAAAAAUGACUCAAACUCCGGCUAGUGGGGACAUUUUGAAUUGACCAAAGUGAGACGGCGUUCGAAGGAGUCUGUGAUAAACUUAAAAACUUAAGGCUGUGAUUGCAACUGGCUUAUGCAAUCUUGAUGUUUGAUGUUUGUGCGAAAGGAGAAGAUCCAGUAGGAUGGUGAAGAGCUUAGACACUUGAGGGCUUUUUUAUUUCCCAGGCAAGCUCGCACCACCAAGAGCCUGUCUCUGAGACCCUACCCCGCACCCCGUCGAGGAUGGCCAAUCAGGAGAAGGAUACGGAGACACUUCCUGAGUGCAGCACGGAGGACACGCCCGUGAAGUCCGAGACCACCAGCUCUCCGCUGGGCGAGGAGGCGUCGGCGGCGGGGGACACUCUCUCGGAGAGCUGCUCGGCGGGACUCCUGUCGAUGCCGUGCCUGCUCAAGGACCUCCGACCCCAGAACACCGGCGGCAGCACGAGGCCGCGCGCGCACGACGAGAGCGACUCCUCCCCCUGCCUGCUGUCCCCGUCCUCCUCCGGUCACCUGGGCGACUCGGACACGCAGUCGUCGGCGGAGGAAGGCAAGCGCGCUCUGGGCACCGGCGCGGUCGUCGCCGGGGACACGGCGGCGACAGGCAGGAAGUCCCGCCGCUCGCACUCAGAGAGCGACACCCCCAACGCUACCAUGGCGGCUAAGAAGAACCGGUGCCAAGAGCGGCAGGCGAACGGGCGCGUCCGGGUCCGGGGCCACCGGAGCCGGCUGCAGAAGGAGCGCAUGCGCAUGCGCAGGCAGAAAAGGGAGGCGGCCGCGCGGCGCAAGCCAGACCUGCUGCAGGACAGCAGCACGUCUGACAGCGACAUCACCGCACAGUCGUCAUCAUCGUCGUCAUCGUCAUCAUCCUCAGAUAAUGAGCACGGUGCCGGCAUCAAUUCACACACACCAGCUCGCCGUCGCCGUCGGACAGAAUAUUCCCGAGCAGCGUCCCACGGUAGGAGCCUCCUGGCUGAGGGCGGAGCCACCAGCAGCGGACUGGGCGGAGUCCUGGAGGAGGCGCUGACUCGAUUCGCCGUCAUGCAGCGGCAAACGGAGGAGCACUUCCGCGUGUGGAUGGAUCGCCUGGCCCGCCUCCACUCGGACAGCGACCAAUCGGAGAGCGAGCAGGGAGGGGGGCGCGGCCGUCAAAGUUCCUUCCUUCCCUCGUCCGAGUCCCAGGAGACGCUGGCCGCCUGGCGCAUGGCCCAGCUGAGCGCCAGCGUAAACGCUACCUUCCCCACGCAAAACGCCACGUGCAGCGGAGCCCCCGAUUCUGUUGACCCCAACCUGCUGAAUGUAUAGAGGAGGACUCUCUCCCCCACAUACUCUCUGCCUCCCAACUUUAUCCUCCACCUCUCUUUCUUUUUCUGUCUCCCUUUCUUGCUCUUGAAUCUCUCCAUUUCCCACAUCGCAACCCCUGCCCUGUCCAACAUCUUUAGAUGUUUCUUUCUUGCCCCCCUCUCCCCCCCCCCAUCCCUCUCUGAGAGCAUGUGCCUUUGAGGUACUCAGGAGCUUCUGACUUUUUGUUAACUUGUGCACGGCGUCGCUGACAAAAAAAAACUAACAAAAACAGAUCCUCUUACUGCAGUAUGCCAGCAAUGCUACGCUAUCGUGCCACUUAACACUGGAACCCACUGAUUGCCCAGGAAUUGCCCAGCAACGUCUCAGGGUUGCUUUUAGAUGUGUUUGAAGAAAUUGUUUGUUUUUACGUUGACAGUGUGCUUUUAGUAACGGGUCAGAUUCUGAAUUGGUUGUCGUUAGGUAUGUUUUGUUUUUUUGUUUGUUUUUGGGUUUGAGUUGUAUGUCCGAUGUUCCUUUGCUGUAACUGGUAACCUGCAUGUGACAAAAACAGAACAAGCCAGCUUAGCUUGACUUUCACUCGUUCACAGAGUUAGCAUUUAUGUACACAAACAACAGCCACGCUGUACUCAUGAAUGUGGUUAACACAUUUGCUGUACCCCGUUUACUAUUUACAUUUGUCUUUAGAUACUCAGACAGUACAUGCACGCCUACAAGUGACCAUUUGAAGAUUCACUCUUUAACAAAUGACCAGUUCAUUUUUAAAAUGCUUAAGCUAUGAAAGUUGCUUUACUAUGUUUUUUUUGUUUGUUUGUUUGUUUGUUUGUUUGUUUGUAUGAACGGACUGAGUGCAAGACUACUUUCUAAGUGCUAACAAACAUUAGGCUGUCUUUACACCUUUAACAGGGAGCUUAGGGUAUCUCUCUAAUUGCUUGUCAACGUCAAAUAUCUUUAAACUAGAGUGCCUGUUUAUUCGAAUGCCUGUUUACAUUAAAUACAUACAAGGAAGAGUGAACCUCUGUGUGAGUGUGUUUCAAAGGCUGUUCUGUAGUGAAACAAGACAUGAGCUUGUCUGUCAUUGUAUAUCCUUAAUGAAGAUUCUACAAGUAAGCCUGCUCUUGUGGUAUUAAAGCAGUGAUACCUAAAGUGUGGGGCUGGCCCCUCGUAGGGGGGUGGGGGGGUGAGAAACUGGGCAUGAAACGUAACAACCAACUACACUUUUUGUAACCCACACAAAUGUUGUAUGUCUGUGCUCUUACAGUAUAGUAGCCUAUAGCUAAGCUAUUUGGUGCUGAGGUUCUAGCCUACUUUGUACAUUUAGCCUAUAUAUUAUUUAUUAACGCAAUUCAGAACUCAUUCAGAAUAGCAUGUAGAAGCUAUUUACCUCAUUUCAAACAAAUCGGCCAUGAGAUGUUGGUACGACAAGCUACAACACGUUUCCCUCUGUUUCUCUGGCAUUGUUUGUUCUAUUUUCAAAAUGAAUUUUCUCUUCAAAUCUCUCCGUAACAUUUCUAAAAUUAAAAUGGUCCUCUUUCACCUGUUGACGUUUUCAAAUCAUUCAACCUUUUGCCACUUGGGAAGUUUUCACUCUGCUUGGACCCCGAUGAUUGGUGCUGUAUUUUUUAUUUAAUUUUUUAUAAUCGUCAAAGGGGGUCAUGCCAUGAAAAGUUUGGGAACCACUAUUGAAGGAAGAGGAAAUUAUUUGUUAACAUCAUUUAAACAACACCUGUUCCCUUAUGGAGGAUUCGGCAUAAGUGCCCAAAACACCAGAAUUGGAGUUAAAUGUGAGUUUAUUGAAAAAGAUGAAGUGUUGUAAAUGAAGGUUAAAUUAAUCCAAUGAUGAAAUGUAAACACUUAAUUUCAAAUGCACUUCUGCCAGGUUGUUAGUUUGUAAAGUUUAUUAAAUGCUUUUGCAAAUCACAGAGACAUGAGGGCUCAAUUUGGCACUACUCAAUACUUUUGUAAGUAAGGAUGCACUGAUACCAGUAUCAAGGCUGCGGUCAGGAGAUGUCUCUUUUUUGCUGCCCUAUCAGACCUUCCUGCUGGAAAUAGUUGGGUAUGGGAAGUUGAUAGAAUACCGGAGGAAAACUGUUAAUUAAUAAUUAUUACACAAAUGUAAGAAC